Nothobranchius furzeri (turquoise killifish) is the source of this 2672-nucleotide messenger RNA. The record is from RefSeq and is a predicted model, not a curated record. Lineage: Eukaryota; Metazoa; Chordata; Actinopteri; Cyprinodontiformes; Nothobranchiidae.
UCCUUGGGUGAAAUUCCCAAGUUGGCAUUGUUUUAACCUUUUUACUUAACAUUCUGCUUAGUACCAGUAAACCCCAUACCACCUCCGCCUCGCCACAUUAAGAUAUUAGCUUCUAUUUUGGGAUGACGUAUUAAAGUCGGUCCGCUCCAGCCAGUGACUCCGAACCUGACCACAUCUCCUGUUACUGCAGCAUUUGUUGUUCCAGUCCGCGUGGCAGCGGAUCGCAGAUUCAGCCACACCAUAAAACAGCAAUAAGUCGGUCUGAGGCAAAAGUGAACAUCAUGGCUUUUCCCUCUUGUCCCCUAUAGACAUUUGAUUACGCACAAGUAGGUGAUCAGUUCAGGUUUACGCAGAGCAGAAGGAAGGAGAGCGCUCUGGCCGCACAGGUUAAACAUUCCUACUUUAAGAAAACUAUUAAAUUGCAUUGUUUAUGUGCUACCUGGGCACUCUAAAUAUUUAUUUAAAAUGAAAUCAAAGGAAACUGUAAUGGUAUUGAAUGUUUAUUAAUUACUAUUUAAAAAAUGAAAGUGAUGGGGAAAAAGGUCGAUCUAUGACAGCUGCAGGCGCGUUCCAGUGGAACCACGGCUCACUGGUGCACAAGUGAGCACAUCUGGGCUGGGCAGCUAUUUCGUGGCCACGAAUAAGUAUUUUGUGGGCACAAUUUAUUUAUGUUUAGGACCAUGUCAUCAGAGGGGCUCCGUACAUAAGACAGGACAGCACGUCAUGUAAACUAAGCAUUAAUGAAAAAUAAGAUAAUCUGUUACUGAUCAGCAGUUGCUCAGGUUUUGUAUGAACUGUAAACCUGGUUUUCCUGCAGCUUCUCAUCCAGUCUUUUGCUCCUUUAUUUAGAUGGAACAUCCAACAUUUACAAAGGCCAAGAAUGGGACCCUGAUCCUCAAGGCCUCAGAUGAGGCAAAGGCCGUGGGACCCCAGAGGCAGGGGUACAGGGCCAAGCAGCCAGAGGAGGUGGAGGCGGAGGCAAGGGCCCACGUCGCCAGUGAGGGUGGUGACGUCAACAACGCCACCCUCGUGCUGAGCCGGUGGAAGGUCCAGUUUGGGACGUACCAGGGCAAGACUUUCCACUGGCUCCUGCAGAACGACGUGGGCUACGCCGUGACGGUGGUGGUGGCUUCUCACCAGAAGGAGCAAGAGAGAACUGGCUCUCAGUCCCCUCUGAUGGCCAACAAGGUGGGAUCUCUCAGCUCCCCUCCUCUGUGCAUAACAGAGUUUGAUCAUUCUAACCUUUACUUUGUGAACACACAGGACGCCUUCACCCGUUACUCCUUGGCAUGCCUGGAAUUUGCUGAGGCAGUCCGGUUCCGGCAGGCGUUUGAGGAGGCGCGGGUGAAGUCCCUCCAGCCUGGUCAGGAGGGACUGGCCCUUGUUGGCUUUGGGGACUUUAAGUUUGAGAGCCUGCAGAGCCAAAACGAUCCGGUUUGUCAACUACCUAAGGAGGACGACGCCAGCUCCAGGCUCACAGAUGGAGAACGCCGUCCGCUACGUGAAGAAGAGGGACAGACAGAGGGAGGGCGCUACUGCUGCUGCUGGUGCUGCCACCACCUCCACCCCAGUGGCUGCAUCCUCCUCCAGCUGCAGCAGAGUGUCUGUCUCUCCUUCCUACCAGGGGCCGAAGGCUGCUUCUCAGUAUGUUUUCUGUCUAUUUAAUCUCUGAUGGUUUACAACACUUUAAAAUAACAUUCUGUUAAACUAACACUUUGUCACCUUUCAGAUUUGAAGCCUUUGUGUCUGGGCGGCGUUCUGUGUCUGCAGUGGAAAUGCAGGCAAAACUGAAAAAGAUGGUGGCCCCUAAGUCUGUUUAAUGAUCUCUUUUGUAUUCUUUUACUCAAGCCUCCUUCAGACCAGCUCGUCCACCCACAGCAUCUGGGGAGCCCAGUGAUGAAGAGCUGGUCCAGGCGGUAGCUGACCAAGGGCAACAUGAACUGGGAGUGUCACUUCUGGAGUACAGGCACCUCUCCUGCUCCCUCCUCCUCCUCCUUCCCCGCCGCCUCCUGUGGCUACAAACAAACCAUCUGCGGGACGGGAGGAACCGACAGAUGAGGAACUCCUGGAGACCGCACAAGAAACUCCAGAUCUCCCUGCUGCAGUCCUCCCUCCCCCACCUCCUGCUGCCAGCUCUAAGUUGCUGCCGGAGUCCUGGCAGGCAGCUCUGAGUGGAUCGGCCGGUUGCUGUUCACCAGGGACCGUGCUGGGAGGCCGCGGCUCAUCACAGAGCUCAGUCCCUGGUGGUACCCUCCCCAGCCCCGGGCGGUCUACAGUCAGCCUCCCGCCUCUCCCGACCCCUUCUUUGCAUGUCGGCUCUUCCUGUGGAUGCCUCACAGGAUGUGGCACCUGCAGCUGACAUGCCCCCAGCCUUUGUGCAGCGGCAUCCUGAUAAAGGCUGGGCUCUACAGGACCAUCCGGAGGGUCCCGGACAUCAACGACUGGUAUAUCAUGGCCACUGAGUACCUGGAGUGCCGUCGAUGUAAGAAGAAGGUCGGAGGGUGGUCGUAGGGCAUCGUAAGGCAGCUGCCCCCCACCUACAGCUGCCAGUUUCCAGCUGUCCUCUCGUACAAGUAUGAGAGAAGUGAAACUGUGUGCUCGUGCGGGUGUGAGUAUAAUGUGGUAAUGUUUGUUUUGUUCACGCAGGCUGUCCUGUGACCAGAGGGUGGUUG